Podarcis muralis (Common wall lizard) is the source of this 5427-nucleotide messenger RNA. It is a transcript of the gene SLC16A5, whose product is annotated as solute carrier family 16 member 5. NCBI's taxonomy places the organism in Eukaryota, Metazoa, Chordata, Lepidosauria, Squamata, Lacertidae. Gene Ontology annotation, biological process: transmembrane transport; monocarboxylic acid transport. Gene Ontology annotation, cellular component: basolateral plasma membrane. Gene Ontology annotation, molecular function: monocarboxylic acid transmembrane transporter activity. The record is from RefSeq and is a predicted model, not a curated record.
AUGCCCAAAGAAGAAGAGGCAGCCGCUAGGAUCUCCAAAGACCAGGAUCGAGGAUGGGCGUGGGUGGUCUUAGUCGCCACCGUGAUUGUUCAAGGCCUAACGCUGGGCUUCCCUUCGUGCACUGGGGUCUUCUUCAAGGACCUGCAGCGUGAUUUCCAGGCUAGCAACAGCCAGACAUCAUGGUUUCCUUCCAUCAUGACAGCUGUGCUCCAUGCAGGGGGGCCUCUUUGCAGCAUUUUGGUGGAACGAUUUGGCUGCAGGACCACUGUGAUGCUUGGAGGCCUUCUCAGCGGGGUGGGCAUGGUUGCCAGUGCUUUCUCCAAGUCCAUUAGUCACCUUUACAUAACAGCAGGAUUCAUCACAGGCUUGGGGUCAUGUUUCAGCUUCCAGGCUGGAGUCACUGUGCUUGGCUACUACUUCAUACGCCGUCGAGCCCUGGCCAACGCUCUGGCCUCCACAGGUGUCUCCAUUGGCCUCACGCUCUGGCCACUGUUCUCCCAGUACAUGCUUGACGAGAUGGGCUGGAGAAACACUUUCCUCAUCUUUGGCGGGGUGCUGCUGAACUGCUGCGUUUGUGGGGCUGUGAUGAGGCCGGUGGUGCCAGUCCAGCUGCCUGCCCCAUCAUCAAAGCCCUACCCUGAACAGCCACCUGAAGGGGCCUAUUUGUCUAAUGGAAACACUGUGCAUCAUGAAAAGGAACUGCCUCGGCCCAGGUGUGCCUCUUGCAUCCAGACCCUACAGAAGUACCUGGCUUUUGACGUCUUCUGCAAGAACAAAGGCUACCAGAUCUACACCAUUGGCGUGUCUUGGAUGGUGAUGGGUUUCGUGCUGCCCCUCAUCUACCUGGUGCCUUACGCCAUCUUCAAUGGAGUGCCGGAGCGCAAGGCAGCCCUGCUCAUCUCCAUCAUUGGGUUCAUCAACAUAUUCAUGCGCCCCAUGGCGGGCCUGCUCUCAGGCCUCAACGUCUUCACUGGCCGGAGGAUCUACCUCUUUAGCCUGGCUGUCCUCCUCAACGGCCUGAGCAACCUCAUCUGCGCAAUCUCAGCUGACUACACCGUCCUUGUCUUCUACUGCUUGGUCUACAGUGUCUCCAUGAGUGUCAUCGGUGCUCUUCUCUUCCAGGUGUUAAUGGAUGUGGUAGAGAUGGACAGGUUCUCCAGUGCCUUGGGUCUCUUCACCAUCUUGGAGAGUGUCACCAUUCUCAUUGGACCCCCUCUUGCAGGUCUUCUUGUGGAUAUCACGGGCCACUAUAGUUACGUCUUCUAUGCUUCCACCUUCUUCAUGGUAACGUCUGCUGUCUUCAUGGGUCUUAGCUUCUGCACUAUGAAAGCAAAGAACAAAUUGAAAGAGACCCAUAAGCUGCUGUCCCCAGAGGUCCCCUCCAGGGGAAAAUACAUGGAAGUGCCAACAGAACAGGGGCCAAACAGAAACGAUCCUCCUGCAGUCAUCUAUAUAACAAGCAUCUGAGUCCAGAUGAGCUGGAGGGACAUUGUAUUUCUCACAAAUGAAAAACAUCUGGAAGCAGAAGGGGGAAAAACAAGUGCCUCAUUUUUCUGGUUCUCCCGUCCUCCCUACUAUGACCUCCUAUUCAGCUGUGCUGGGCUCAUAUGAAGGAUCUAGGUCAGAGGAUAUGAACUCAAAGCUAUCCAGAAAUCUAAAGAGCACUUUAAACAAAACAUACACGGUGUAAGCCAUGGGGCCAAAGAGGGACAGUGCCCUGUGGCAACAUCUGUAUUAUUACUUGAAGCUUAAUCAUUUUUAUCACCAGGUUUUCUUUAUACAUUCCAGUUUUUCAAGCUGGAAGGAUUUCUUCACCCACUGGGUUAUAUGAAUGACAAUAGAACCUGUAGAGAAGGGCAAGUAAUAUUUAUGCGGGACUUGUUUCCGGACAUGUCCAUUUACUAAUUGGCUGGUUCUCUCCUAGUCCAAGAGAAAAGUUAUUAAUUAGGGAGUUUUACUGCUGAAUUCCUUGAAUGUUAACAUGAAGGCUUUCUUUCCUGCUGCAUAAUCUCAGAGCAGUUGCUGUUUGACCAUAUUACUUAUCUCCCUUACAGCAGCCAGAUUGCGGAUGAGUAGCGCUGUAUGUGCAACUAAGCAAAGUGAAUCAUUUCUGCAUUUUGAGGUUAUUGGGGGGGGGAUAACAGAUGCUCAUAUCUCGACGCUGGAGAGCUCCAAAGUGCCUAUAUAGUCUUGCCAAUAGUGUAUUGAAAUCCUUUGCAUUCUCCUUUGAAAUAUAUGCUGCAGUAAAGAAAAGGUGAUGCUAAUUAAAAGAGGUGGCUAUUCUGUCCACCUCCACAAGGAACAACAAAUGCGAAUACAACGGCAUUUUAAGUUUUAUCUCCAGUGGGCAUUCCUCACCAUUGUAGGCUUCCAGUGUCUUAUAGAGCCAACUCAGAAUGGGUGUAUAAGCUAUAAUAAGGGUAAUAUGUUACAUGUUGGCAGACUGACAUCUAUGCAGAUGUAUGUUGGUGUAAAGAAACAUGAAGAAUGGCAAGUACUACCCAUGCCUAAAACAGCAGGUCAGAUCAAGACCAUCUCUGCUUUGGACUGAAGGUCUCGUUUUUUUAAGGAUAUGCAGAGAAAUAUAAUUAGGAAAAUGGCACUCCAGUCUGGAAUCUUCUUCUUAAAACAAUAGCUUCAUGUUACUUUGUGUUAAGACAAGCCUUGAAAAUGACCCAGGAUGCUUACUGAGUUGGCUGGGGAAAUUGCAGCUAACUUUGCCACAUCUUCUGUGUUUGAGCCGUUGGGCCUAGGCUUGUCAAAACAGCCGUGUUUGACCUGGAACACAACUGUGUUUUAAUUCUGAUAUACUUGCUUGCUUUUCGUAGUUCCAGCUCCCCAGCUCACAUUGUUCUUCCAAUUCUGGUAUUUCUUUCUAAACACUAACUUUGUGGAGGAUGUGAGCCAGAUACGGCUUGGAAUGGCAGGGAUUUGUCGUCGAUGAACUCCAGCACUUUCAAAACCAGAAAGCUUUAAGAAUAUGCAAGAAGUUGUACAGUUGUAGGGUUCCGACCUGACAAGUCUAUAUUAAUCUAUUCAAAUGACAAGGAACAAACCAAGGAAAUGUUCAUGCAGGACGGAACUACAAUGGUGCACUGAAAGAGGGAAUCCAAGUGGGUAUUCUCUGUCUCCAGCCAAGUAACAUGGAGUUCAAUUCAUUUCUCCUGCACAAGCUUCAGUAACAUGAGUGAGAGCUGUUCUCCUUACAGAGGAGCUUCUCUUCAGACGGGCUUUGAAUCGAGUCCACUCCCAUGCUAUCUGCAACGAGUGGGGAAUCUGUGGACCUCCAGAUGUUCUUGGACUACAGCCCCCACCAUCCCUGACCAUUGACCACGCUGGCAAGGCCAGAUGGGAGUUGCAGUCCAGCAGCAUCAUGCGGAAGGCAGACAUGCAUAGAAGCCACUAGAGGAGUUUAAAAAGCUGACAGUCUUCAAUUUCCUCUGCUGAUUUAGGGCAAAGGAGCAAGGUGGAGGUGUAUUUGAGUCCUUGCAGAUGGGCUCUGCAUGGUGCUUGCGCACAAACUAGCUAGGAAGCCACAGUGCCCCACUGAUUCCAGGUGGCUAGAUAUAAAACACAACCUUAGGGGUUAGGUUGUGAUUCUGGUCUUUUGUGGGGUGAAAGGAUUUGCCGUGUCUGACAAGCAUAUGACCAAAGUAUAAAUUCAGCUGACAUGCACACAAACAUAGUUCUGAAUACUCCUGUUCUAUAGAAAGCCAAACCUCUAUGUUUUAAUUGGAUUUUGGGCAUUAUUGUACAUGGCAGCCUUUCACACUAGUUUUAAAUAAAUAUUCCUGACCAAAUAUACCAGGUAUAAAGUAGAAGAGAAGUAUUUAAAAAUAGAGUGUGCAUAUCCAUACCAUGUUCAGGACUGACAUGGGACAUGCAAAAAUGUGUUUUACAAGCCAAUCUGGUGCAAGUUUCAGCUGCUAGCUUAGGUGGUUUUUUAAAGGUGUGUGAGACAAAUUCACAAAGGAUACUGCUAAGAUUGAAGUGGGGCUUCCUAGGACACUUCCAGACUGUUGCUGUUUUCAGAUGGGAUUCAACCACAUACUUGCAAUUUCAGGUUGCGCAAUUAUAGCUGACUGGGCAGUCUUGCACUACAGAACUGCUUCCUCCAAAGAUGCGUCAUUUCAUGAUAAGGAAAAUAAAACGCACUGGGAAAUCUGAGCAAACAAACCAGAAGGUAUGCUCAUUAAGUCACCAGUGUCAUCUAAUCUUCCUGCAAACAAGCUGGGAUAAAUGCUCAAUAAAUAGAUUGUUUGGAAGUGCCCUUAGUCUACAGGUAGGAUACAUCCCAGUAGUGGAGAGUUACUGCCUUUAUGUCCUACUUUUAAAUGUCUCAAAGUCAUCUGGCUGGCUGAUGUUGUAAAACUAGAUGGACCUUUGCAUAAUCCUCUUGGUCUCUUCUUAUGUUGCUUCCCUAGGUGUGUGUUUCGUUUAGCCCAAUUGUGGAUUAAGCUUGUGGGUUAGCAGCUUUCACUAAGCAUCUCUAGAUAGACUGGGCUUCUUAAAAGCACUGUAAGGAAAACACACACACACACACACACACAGAGAGAGAGAGAGAGAGGGGGACAGACAGACAGACAGACAGACAGACAGACAGACAGCAUAUUCUCAAUCCUACUCCUCUCUACACUGGUGAAAACAGGUUCAGAAAUAGAAUAUAGGCAGCUAGAUCUCCAAAGUAUCCAACAUGGGAGGAGUUUCCUCAAAUAAAAAAAUAUCAUUAAGUGGGUGCAAAUUGCUCAGUAUCAUUUAAUUCCACUCCCAAACCCCGAUGCUGCAGUGGUGUUUAAGUAACAUACACUGAAUGAAGCACUUUUUAUUAUCAAUCAGAGAAGGCAGAUCUGUGGCCUCUCAGGUGCUGUUGGAUGCAAAGUCCCAACUGUCCCAAUGGCAUAGUCAAAGAUCAGGGAAGAUGGGUGUUAAUAGUUGUCCAACAAUCUCUGGAGGACUACAGCUUCCCCAUCCCAGUCCUAAAGAAGUUGACAGUUGGACUAGAAGAUUGGCAUCAAUUUAGGCCACUGUUGUAAAGUGAUUUCUUUGCAAUUUCUUGAUCUCAGGACUGUGGCCAGUUUGUUACAAUAUGCUCUUGAACAAGAUUGCUGCAUUAUUGCUUGGAUAUAUACGUGUAGUCUUCUUUAAAAAAAAAAUGUAUUGAUCCAAAUGCACUUGGUAACUUUUGUAAAGCUGAAAACAUUACAGCAAAUAGGCAGACUUAAGGACUUUGAAUUGUAAUGCACGCCGACUUUUGUGCUUCCUUCAGGAAUUGUGGAAUGCUUUUUCUUCUUUCAGAAUGCACCAUUUAAAAAGGGACCAAAUAUUAGCUUUUUCUAUCCAUGUCUGAAUAAAGAAGCUAGGAAGUAAGACCUGUUUUGUUUAAGGCAUUUUUUUGUUCAUGAACUCUCAAUAAAAAAUUUAAACUUA